AAUUUCCCAGCAUUUCAAAUAACAAACUCCUCCUCCUUAUCUCUCACUCUCUACCUCUACUGAGUAAUAUUGCUAAGCAAGUUUAAUUUCCAUCAAACCCACUAAAUGAAGCAAAAGGUGGUUAUCAGAUUAUCUUUGAACGGGAACGAUCAGAAAUAUCGGACCAAGGCCUUAAAAAUUGCUGUUUCUCAGCCAGGUGUGGAAUCAGCAGCAAUGACGGGGGAAGAAAAGAACCAAUUAGAAGUUGUGGGAGAGAUAGACGCUGCGGAUCUGACGAGCUUGCUCAGGAAAAAUUUAGGGCAAGCAGAGCUAGUGAGCGUCGGCCCAGCUGGUGGCGGCGACAAGAAAGUUCCUGAUACAAAGCCUCCAGCUGCAGCUGCAGCUGCGGUGGCUCAGUCGCAACCCGUCUUAUACUAUUAUACCUAUCCUCCUCAAUACCCUAUUUACCAAGUUGGAGAUUCAUAUGGUCAAUCUGGCUGUUCCAUUAUGUGAAUUAGAAUGCCAAAUUGGAUUAUUCUACUUGAGUUCAAUAAUGGAUCUACUAGAUUUUGUGGUUUUCUUUCUUCAAUUUUUCCUUUCUGGGUCUUCUGUAAAUACUCCCUUUCAGUUUUGACCAUUAUAGUGAAAUAGGAGUAUAAGAAUUUCGGAUUGGAUUAUUGAUUUCAGUUAGGUACUGUCCAAGUUUUAAAGUGUGAAGUGAUGUAUGGAGAAGAAGAAUUUAAACGUACAAUUCAAAAUUUUAGGGCAAUA
This is a messenger RNA of Nicotiana tabacum (common tobacco), 750 nucleotides long. RefSeq names its product heavy metal-associated isoprenylated plant protein 16-like. NCBI's taxonomy places the organism in Eukaryota, Viridiplantae, Streptophyta, Magnoliopsida, Solanales, Solanaceae. Gene Ontology annotation, molecular function: metal ion binding. The record is from RefSeq and is a predicted model, not a curated record.